This is a messenger RNA of Acanthamoeba castellanii str. Neff, 1314 nucleotides long. RefSeq names its product glutamicoxaloacetic transaminase, mitochondrial, putative. Gene Ontology annotation, cellular component: mitochondrion. The record is from RefSeq and is a predicted model, not a curated record. The coding region runs from base 1 to 1314 and encodes 437 amino acids. Gene Ontology annotation, biological process: amino acid metabolic process; biosynthetic process. Gene Ontology annotation, molecular function: L-aspartate:2-oxoglutarate transaminase activity; pyridoxal phosphate binding. The transcript has 8 exons. Lineage: Eukaryota; Discosea; Longamoebia; Acanthamoebidae.
AUGUUCAAGCGUGCUGCCACCAGAACGACUUCCGGCUCGGUGUCGAGCGCUGCCGUGCAGCAGAGGCUGUUUGCGUCGUCGUCUUCGGCGCGCGCCGCUUCGUCCCUGUGGGCGCACCUCGACGUCGCGCCCCUCGACUCCAACCACGCCACCAACGCCGCCUUUGAGGCCGACCAAUCGCCGCUCAAGGUGAACCUGGGCCGUGGCGUGUACAAGGACGACAACGGCAAGAACUGGGUGCUGCCCUCGGUGCGCAUGGCCGAGGAGAAGAUCUUCGCCGAGAAGGCCGGCCACGACUACCUGCCCUUCAAGGGCUGGGACGUGUUCUGCAAGCGCACCUCCGAGUUCGCCUUCGGCGAGACCAACCCGCUGCUCAAGGACAAGCGCGUCGCCACCGUCCAGGCCAUCUCCGGCACUGGAGCGCUGAGGGUGGGCGCCGAGUUUUUGUCGCGUUUCCUGCCGCCCACGCACAAGGGCGUGUCGGUGUACGUGGCCGACCCGACCUACGUGAACCACCUGCCCAUCUUCAAGCUCAACGGCUUCGAGAUCAAGCGCUACCGCUACUACGACCCCAACACCAACGGCCUCGACCUCAAGGGCUUCGUCGAAGAUCUCCAGAAUGCGCCCGAGGGUUCGGUCAUCCUGUUGCACGCGUGCGCGCACAACCCGACCGGCGUGGACCCGUCGUUCGAGCAGUGGAAGCUCGUCUCCGACGCCUGCAAGGAGAGGCGCCACGUCGUCUUCUUCGACUGCGCCUACCAGGGCUUUGCCAGCGGUGACAUCGACAGGGAUGGUGCGGCGUUCAGGUACUUUGCGCAGGAGGGCCACCAGGUGCUCGUGGCGCAGUCCUACGCCAAGAACAUGGGCCUCUACGGCCAGCGUGUGGGCGCGCUCAACAUCGUCACCUCGGACGCCAAGGAGACCGAAGCCGUCAUGUCCCAGCUCAACCAGGUGAUCCGCCCGAUGUACAGCAACCCGCCGGCGUACGGUGCGCGCAUCGUGGGCACGAUCCUGUCGGACCCCACCCUGCGAGCGCAGUGGCAGAAGGACGUCAAGACCAUGGCCGACCGCAUCAUCGGCUCCAGGCAGGCCCUGGUCGACAACCUCGAGGGUCUGGGCUCCAAGAAGUCGUGGAAGCACAUCACCAACCAGAUCGGCAUGUUCGCCUACUCGGGUCUCACUCCUCCUCAGGUCCAGACGCUGCGUACGCUGCACGUGUACAUGAACCUGGACGGCCGCAUGUCGGUGUCGGGCGUCAACUCGCACAACGUCGAAUAUCUCGCCCAGGCCAUGCACAAGGCCACCUCUCAGUAA